This is a messenger RNA of Geosmithia morbida, 366 nucleotides long. RefSeq lists its product as uncharacterized. The record is from RefSeq and is a predicted model, not a curated record. NCBI's taxonomy places the organism in Eukaryota, Fungi, Ascomycota, Sordariomycetes, Hypocreales, Bionectriaceae. Bases 1 to 366 code for a protein of 121 amino acids. The transcript has a single exon.
AUGGCACCACCUUCACAUCAUUACCAAGAAAUCGACUCGAGAGCCUUAGUCGACAGCCUGCUAGUCAGAAACGUACCCAGCCUCCAACCCCGCGACUCCGCCCACACCGGCACGGUAGCCGGUACGAUAGUCGGCUUCAUCCUGGGUAUCCUCCUCCUCGGCGCCGCCGUUAGUUUCCUCAUCGUCCAUCUCAUCAAGAGGAGCCGUCGCGACAGGGAGGCCACCAGAGACGGCCUCAGCACCGAGCCUGCUGGCGAGCCUCACACCCACGACAAGGACGAUCUGGAGAGGCGGAAGCACGCCAAGGCUGAGCGUCCAAAUUCUGGUCCGGCAAAGGCCCUCAAGAACAAGCUGUCCUUGUCCUGA